AUGGAAAACAACCGCGCUAUCCCCAUCCUAAACGCCGCAUCAGCAGGCAACUACGCCAUCCCCGCAAUGUGCUGCUACCAAACCGAAGGCAUCCUCGCCACCAUCCGCGCCGCCGAAGCCAAGCGCUCCCCCGCCAUGGUAUUAUUAUUUCCGUGGGCAAUUGGAUACGCCGACAGUCUCCUCGUGCACCUUGCCGCCUCCGCCUGCCGCGCCGCCAAAGUCCCCGUAACACUCCACCUGGAUCACGCCCAGGAUCCGGAGCUCAUCAAGCGCGCGGCAGAUAUGGGCGGCUUUGAUAGCAUCAUGGUUGAUAUGAGCCACUAUGAGAAAGAGGAGAAUCUGCGGCUUACGAAGGAGUUGACGGAGUAUUGCCACGCGCGGGGCAUAGCGACGGAAGCGGAGCCAGGGCGCAUAGAAGGCGGCGAAGACGGGAUUGCGGACACGGCGGAUCUCGAGGGAAUGCUGACUACGCCCGACGACGCCCAGGACUUUGUGGAUACGGGGAUCGACUGGCUUGCGCCGGCUUUCGGCAACGUGCAUGGGAACUAUGGGCCGAGAGGCAUACGGCUGGAGUAUGACAGGCUAGAGAGCAUCAACAAGGCUGUGGGCGAGAAAGUGAGGUUGGUGCUGCAUGGUGCGGAUCCGUUCGACGAGAAGAUAUUCAGGCAGUGUAUUGAGCAUGGAGUUUCCAAAAUCAACAUUAAUAAGGUGUUGAACAACGAGUAUAUUAAGGUGCAGCAGGAGAAGGCGGGGAAGGCGCCGCUGACGGCUGUCAUUGAAGAGGGCACGGACAUGAUGCAGAAGGCUGUAGAGCGGUGUAUGGAUAUGUUAGGAUCUUCAGGAAAAGCGUGA
Molecule: messenger RNA, 852 nt
Organism: Coniosporium apollinis CBS 100218
Lineage: Eukaryota; Fungi; Ascomycota; Dothideomycetes
Product: fructose-bisphosphate aldolase
Exons: 1
Coding region: 1-852 (283 amino acids)
Biological process (GO): carbohydrate metabolic process
Molecular function (GO): zinc ion binding; aldehyde-lyase activity
Source: RefSeq, a predicted model, not a curated record